This is a messenger RNA of Neltuma alba, 2350 nucleotides long. Its product is annotated as S-type anion channel SLAH2. The transcript is spliced from 6 exons. Bases 212 to 2038 code for a protein of 608 amino acids. Gene Ontology annotation, cellular component: membrane. Gene Ontology annotation, molecular function: voltage-gated monoatomic anion channel activity. The record is from RefSeq and is a predicted model, not a curated record. Lineage: Eukaryota; Viridiplantae; Streptophyta; Magnoliopsida; Fabales; Fabaceae. Gene Ontology annotation, biological process: intracellular monoatomic ion homeostasis; transmembrane transport.
CUGUUGUUCUCCUCUUCGCUUCCAUUCCUUGUUCUUCUUCAAACAAAAUUACAUUCUCUCUUUCUCGUCAAAAAUUGGUUUUCUUUCCCCACCUGAGUUAUAUCUUCGAUCAUCUCUUCAAGCUUCUGGUUCUGAUUCCAUUAUUCCUGAGUUCUAUCAGUUUCUCUGGUGACGACAUAAGAACAAGUGAAUAACUUUUAAAAGGUGUAGCAUGGAGAACAGCACAAGCCAUGAGAUUGCAGAGCAUGGAUCGCUCGAAGUUCCAUCACUUAUUAAGUACAUAUCAUCAAAUGAAGUAGCUGGCUUUGAUAGCACCGAGACUGCUACAGAGUUACAAUUUCUCGGCCCAUCUGAUAAACAGGAAAUUCAAAAGGAUGAGGAAAAAGGACAAGGUGAUGAAUCUGUGGCUGUCAAUCAUCAAAGAAAGAUUUCUAUUUCUAUCAGCAUGCCACUUUCUCCGGAAGAAGUUCAGUCACACAACAAUGGUGAAACAAGUUUAGGAGAUGGUAUUCCCAAUUCCUCUUCUCAAUCAAACACUGAAGGAUCCAAACCACCACGCCAAGCAAAAUGCUAUUCUCAGCCGAUGCCGAAAGGCCAUGUGUACCCGGAAGAUACUGAAGGAAGAGUAAACUUUGGCCAAAAUCCACACAUCAACAGGUUGAAGGAUAACAGGUUUGAUCCAUUCAAGACAUUUUCUGGGAGACUUGAGAGACAGCUUUCAAUUUUCCGCGGAAAACCUCCCAAACAAGCGCCUGCAAAACAGGAAAAUAACAUAAACAACACAGAUAGGCCUUUAACAGUUGAUAGAUACUUCGAUGCAUUGGAAGGUCCAGAAUUGGAAACUUUACGGGCUUCAGAAGAGGCCGUACUUCCUCAAAAUGAAAGGUGGCCAUUUCUUCUUCGGUUUCCUAUCUCAUCCUUUGGUAUAUGCCUUGGAGUUAGUAGCCAAGCAAUUCUGUGGAAAACACUGGCCACAUCUCCUUCCACUGAAUUCCUUCACAUAAGCCUGGAAGUAAAUCUGGUCUUGUGGAUCAUCUCUAUCGCUCUUGUUGCAUCCAUUUUCACCAUGUACCUUCUCAAAAUCAUCAUCUACUUUGAAGCAGUCCGUCGUGAAUACUACCAUCCAAUCAGAGUCAACUUCUUCUUUGCUCCAUGGAUAGCUCUCUUGUUCUUAGCUCUUGGAGUUCCACCAUCACUGACCAAGUACCUGCAUCAUGCACUUUGGUACAUUCUCAUGGUUCCUAUCUUCUUUCUUGAGCUUAAGAUCUAUGGACAGUGGAUGUCGGGGGGCCAAAGGAGACUCUCAAAAGUGGCCAAUCCUUCAAAUCAUCUCUCAGUUGUUGGAAACUUCGUUGGGGCGUUGUUGGGUGCAUCCAUGGGUCUGAAAGAAGGGCCUAUCUUCUUCUUUGCUGUGGGGCUGGCUCACUACACAGUAUUGUUUGUGACUCUCUAUCAGAGGCUGCCUACAAAUGAGACUCUCCCAAAAGAGCUUCAUCCUGUGUUCUUUCUGUUCGUUGCAGCACCCAGUGUUGCUUCCAUGGCUUGGGCUCGCAUUCAAGAUUCUUUUGAUUACGGAUCAAGGAUUGCAUAUUUCAUUGCCCUCUUCCUUUAUUUCUCAUUGGCUGUGCGGGUCAACUUUUUCAGAGGAUUCAAAUUCUCUCUUGCAUGGUGGGCCUACACGUUUCCAAUGACUGGUGCAGCCAUUGCCACCAUAAGGUACUCAAACCAGGUCACCAACAUAGUCACAAAGGUUCUGUGUGUGAUUCUCAGUCUCAUCUCAACACUCACAGUAACAGCGCUUCUUGUAUCCACCGUUCUUCAUGCUUUUGUGCUCAAAGACCUCUUCCCCAACGACAUAGCCAUCGCCAUUAGUGACAGAAGAAGAAAACCACAUAAGAACAGGUGGUUCCCUCUCAGACAUGGAAGCAGUGAGCACUCCAAAGUGAUUGAAAAUUUCUUGAAGUUUUCAAACACAGAAGGUGAUGGUGACUUAGAAGCUGCUCUGAAACAACCUUCCAACCCUUUUGAGCAGCAUUGAUCAUUUACAUUAAGAUAUAUGUAUGAGCUUGUUUGGAUGCUUGUGAAGCUUUGAAAGAAUAAUGAGAUGUGAAGAAUCCUUCAGUGUGAGCUUCAUUUGUCAGACAUGUGAGGAACAUAAGUGAUAACCUAUGCUAUUCCCAUGACCAUGUCAGAGGAUGAAGGUUUUGUGUGAAAGAGAGGGGAAUUGUUUUUUUGUUUUUUUUGGUAGAAACGGUUCUUUAGAUUAUUUUGUAAAAUCGUCUGCUUGUCAAUGUAUCUGAGAGUAAAUUUUGGGUUUUGUAUAAAAAUAAAGAGUACGUUAUUACAUAAA